This is a messenger RNA of Thamnophis elegans (Western terrestrial garter snake), 2840 nucleotides long. Its product is annotated as acidic mammalian chitinase-like. Gene Ontology annotation, molecular function: chitin binding; chitinase activity. NCBI's taxonomy places the organism in Eukaryota, Metazoa, Chordata, Lepidosauria, Squamata, Natricidae. The coding region runs from base 196 to 1359 and encodes 387 amino acids. Gene Ontology annotation, biological process: chitin catabolic process; carbohydrate metabolic process. The record is from RefSeq and is a predicted model, not a curated record. Gene Ontology annotation, cellular component: extracellular region. The transcript has 12 exons.
UCAGAACAUAAUGAACUGCUGAAAGUUUAAAAAAACACCCAACAAUCGGGGUGUGGAGACAAAGUGAUUUCUACAGAGGCUGGAGAUAGGAGAAGUUCCUCCUUUCCAGAACUUUGCAGAUGGGCAGAAGCAUUACAGGAGAGAGGGUCAGGCUGUUUCAAUUGCAAAAAUUUCCUCAAGCUGAUAGGUAUCCAAAUGAUGAAUCAAAAACUUUGGGCUGGUUUCAUUGUUCUGCUGAAUCUGCAGCUUGGUUCUACCUACAAGCUUGUCUGUUAUGUCACCAACUGGGCCCAGUACAGGAAAGAACCAGCCACAUUCACCCCAGAUAACAUAGAUCCAUUUCUGUGCACCCACUUAAUUUUUGCUUUUGCGAAUAUGGAGAACAAUCAAAUUAAAACUAGAGAAUGGAAUGAUGCAAUACUUUACAGAAAACUCAAUGCCCUAAAGAACAGAAAUAGCAAUUUACGCACAUUGCUGGCAGUUGGAGGGGGAACCUUUAAUAACCAAAAAUUUACUACAAUGGUAUCAUCUUCAGCAAAUCGCCAGACAUUCAUCUCAUCAGUUAUAUCUUUGCUCCGUGAGUAUGGAUUUGAUGGUCUGGAUCUGAACUGGGAAUACCCAGGUACCAAAGGUAGCCCUCCAGAGGACAAACACCUCUUUACCAUUCUGAUUCAGGAACUAUCAGCAGGCUUUAGGAGAGAGAGUGAACAAACUGGAAACCCACUGCUCCUGCUUUCAGCGGCUGUAUCUGCAAGCAAAACAACCAUAGAUGUUGCAUAUGAAGUGCCUGCAUUGGGGAAGAAUCUUGAUUUUAUCAAUGUGAUGACUUAUGAUUUCCAUGGAAGUUGGGCUCCAGUGACAGGACACAACAGCCCACUGCAUCAAGGUUUAAUAGACUAUGACCCAGUUCCCUUCUACAAUUGUGAAUAUGCAAUGAAAUAUUGGAAUGACAGUGGAGCACCAUCUGAAAAACUCAUGAUGGGGUAUCCAACAUAUGCACGUACUUUUAGACUUUCUAGUACAAAUACUAAUGUUGGUGCUCCAGCCUCUGGUGGAGGCAGUCCUGGAGUCUAUACCAAAGAUUCUGGUGUCCUGGCAUAUUAUGAGGUUUGUGCAUUCUUACAAGGAGCUAGCAAAGCAUGGAUUGAGGAACAGAAGGUUCCAUAUGCUUUCAAAAAUGGAGAAUGGGUUGCAUAUGAUAAUGAGAAAAGUUUUCAGUUUAAAACUGAGUUUUUGAAGACGAAAGAGUAUGGAGGAGCCAUGGUCUGGACUCUUGGUCUGGAUGACUUCUCAGGCAAUUUCUGUGGUCAAGGAAUCAACCCCCUUGUGAAUAAACUAAAGAGUGUUUUAAUGAACUGAGGCCUCUGCAAGAAGACUGGAGAGCCUACCCCAUCCUCAUCUGUAUACAACAUUCCUGAACUUUCUUGAUCAUAAAUACUUUGGAGAAUAUAACAUAGAGUGAUUUAUGUAAUGAAAUAAGCAGUGUCAUAUUUUAAAACUCAAAAUCCCAAAUUACUGAUAAAAAUGUACUGUUGAGAAAAUGGUGGUACCGUUCUAUGAUUUCUAAUAUCAAAUUUAUUUUCUGCCUUUUAUGAUGAUAUUAGCAAAAAAUAAAUAUGGUGCAUGCUUUGUUACCCAACCUGAAAGAAAUAGAAUAACAUUCAGUGGAAGAUUAACAAGUCUUAUAUUCUUCCUGUUCAGGUGGUAUUUUCUUUGAAUUUUUUAAAAAUAAAUCCAUGACUCAGAAUCAGUUUCUACGUUUCUUUCACUGCAGCAAUAUGUUUGGAGAUGUUUGGUUAUUAACAGUAAAUUAUCAAUUACUUUAAUAAGUGGAUGACUGGAUAGAGAGAGGCAGGAUUUAUGCUGUAAAGAUAUUCUCCUAGUGUGGUAUAUUUUACAAAAUUUGUACAAGUCUCCUCAUACCAGCUUGAUGAAUUGGCAGAGGUUAUGGGAGUUAUACAAUCAACAUCUAAAAGACACUAGAAUGAGGAAGGAUUGAAAGUGAAGGUUCUGUUUGGCAAACUGUACAUUCUUUCCAUUUGGUACAAGUGGUUUUGUGUACCUUCUAAUCUAAAACUGCUAGUUUACAAGACAUACAAUGGAUUUCAUUGGAAUCAUAAGACUUUCUAUGUAACUUCUAAAUGAAAUAUAAUUUUUGGAGAAAUCAAGAAUAUAUAAAAUGAACUUAAAAUAUCUUUUUAUAAAGUGGUGUGCAGAGAAAUAUUUAAGCAUCCUGCUACAUCAGCAGAGCCAUUGUCUGCUAUAAGUUUGGUAUAUUAUCUCACAAAACUGAUUAGAAAUUAUAAUACGUUUUUUAUUACUCAUGUAUUUUCUCCCAUACUGCAGAAUACAGAAGGUUAAAAAUUGUACGGUACAAAUAUAGUUCCUAAAUACAAUAGCUACAGCUCAGUUCAGGUUGAAUGAAAAGCAUGGUUUCUCCUACAAGAAUAUAGUAUGGAAAUCUUUCCUUGAGUGGGAAAUCCUACAUGCUUAGACCCACAAAGUGGGUUUCUUGUUCAGUACGAAUGAAGUUUGUCUUCUCUGCAGCAGACAGAAAAGAACACUGUGCUAAAAUAUUUCUAAAAAUGUCAUUGCAUAUAUAUUUCAUGAAAUUUCCAUUCUCAGUUACAUGCAGAAAAUGCAGUCCAAGAAGUGGUAUCAUAAGACCGUAUCAGAUCAUAUGGCACAUACUUCUAAUACUUUUGUGUUUCAAAAAAUAUUGGCCAGUGCAGUGGAGUAGCAGGACAAAAUAUUUUCAAUUUUAAUCAAUACAUGCUUGUUCCCAUAAUAAUUUCUCCAAUUUGGCAUGACUUUUGUGAGCUUUAGGAUGUAAACUGACA